AUGUGGCAAGCAGGGUGGCAAGCACGUACUAAGGCCAAAUCUUGUUCGUCCCGAGCCGGCCUGCAGUUCCCUGUGGGCCGAGUCCACCACCUUCUCCGCAAAGGCAAUUACGUCGAGAGGACUGGGGCCGGCGCACUGGUUUACCUGGCAGCGGUGCUGGAGUACCUGACGGCCGAGAUCCUGGAGCUGGCGGGCAAUGCGGCCCAUGACAGUAGAGCAAACAUCCUAGCAAACAUCCUAGCGGGCUCCUGGUGGGAUGGGGGUGGGGUUGGAGGAGAUGCCAUUCUCCUUGGGGAAAGAAGCAAAUUUCGGAUUGUUUUAACAAUGAACACAAUUCCCAAGAAAAAGAGUUAA
Messenger RNA from Lipotes vexillifer (Yangtze River dolphin), 354 nucleotides. The record is from RefSeq and is a predicted model, not a curated record. NCBI's taxonomy places the organism in Eukaryota, Metazoa, Chordata, Mammalia, Artiodactyla, Lipotidae.